GCGAGCGCACACACAUCAUCAUUCAGAGGUGCUGCGCGAGACCAAACACAACGCACUGCGCUCCGCAGAUACUGGAUUAACAAACCUGACUCUAAAAGAAGAACACAAGAAAGUUGGACAAAGUUAUGGAUGAAAGAAUCCCGAGAAUGCAGGGCAGACAGUUCCUGGAUCACGCGGAUUUCUUGGGGGUUGAAUAUUCGUCCCUCUACAUGUGCAAAUCCAAAAGAGGGGUGAAGAGAGAGGAAGGAAAGGAUGCGUAUAAGUUACCACACAGACUGAUCGAGAAAAAGAGGAGGGACCGAAUAAAUGAAUGUAUUGGGCAGCUGAAAGAUUUAUUACCGGAACAUCUGAAACUUACGACUCUAGGUCACUUGGAAAAGGCUGUAGUUCUUGAGUUAACGCUGAAGCAUUUGAACGCGUUGACAGCUGUCACAGAGCAACAGCACCAGAAGAUCAUCGCUUUGCAGAACGGGGAGCGGUCGUUGAAGUCCUCCCUCCAGGCUGACUUAGACACGUUUCACUCAGGCUUUCAAGCAUGUGCCAAAGAAGUCCUACAGUAUCUGAACAAGGUGGAGAACUGGACGGCACGCGAGCAGAUGUGCACGCGACUCAUCAACCAUUUACAUAAAGUUUCCGCGCAGUUCCAGCCCGGCGCAGGGAUCCUGCAGCGGCCGUUGCCAGGCGACGAUGCUCCAGAUCGGGACCCGCAGAGAGAUACUCAAGCCAACUGUGUCCCUGUCAUCCAGAGGACUCAGAACCUCGAGCUUAAUGAGAACGACACGGACACCGACAGUGGAUACGGAGGAGAGGCGGAGAAAGGUGAUGGCAAAUGCGAGAAAGUAUGUGACAUGGCCAAAAGAGUUAAGAUCAAGCAGGAGUUUGGAGAUGAACGUGUCACCAAAAAAGCCAAAAUGAACUGGUCCGCGAAUGGUGCGUCAGAUUCCACCAAUACCCGGCCGGAUGUGGCGUUAAUGAACUCUUUAAUGGGAAUGGCAGGUGUUGGUGGACAACAGACUCCCUUUUGCAUGCCGUUUUACUUCAUAAACCCAUCUGCAGCUGCAUCGUACAUGCCUUUGUUUGAUAAAAGUCAUUUGGAGAAGUUGGUGUAUCCAGCAGCAGCAGCAGCGGCGCUGACCACCCCGUUCCCGUGGCUUUACCCCGGGAUUCCCACGCACGCCUCUGCUGCAGCCGCAGCCGCCGCUGCCAUUGCUUUCCCCGGUGCGCCCGCAGAUAAAACCUCUGGAUUUAAUGCAGCAUCCUUAAAAGACGACGAGCCGCCAUCUCCCGAUGGUGACCUGUCCAACGAGGCCGACCUGGCCUCUCCUGUGUCUGGGGAUCAUCAUGGCUCAGAGAGUGAUGCCAUUCAUCAGCCCCAAAGAAAUGAAAACGAUGGUACAUAAAGCUGAUCUUUUGAGUGCACACUAGUUUGCUUGUAAAAUUGCUAUUUAUCUGUUCAUCUUAAUUGAACUGUCAUUGAGUAUUUACUAUAGUGUUUCUAUGGAUUUCCAAGCAAAGGCUGUUCAUUUAUUUGUUUUUUUGUUGUUUUUUUAGCAUUAUUAUUAUUAUGAGGACUCAAAAUUUCAAAGCAUAUUGGUUUACUUUUUUUUUUGUGGAGAGUGAGUGCCUUUUGCACUGAUUCCUUGAGAUAUUUGAAUGAAAAUCCAAUUGACAGCAACUUUUAUGUCUCGCCUUUUAAUGGCGUAUUAGUAUUGACCAGAAAAUGUGUGAAAUCUCAGAGUUUGCUCGUUUUUUUCCCGUUGUUGUAGUUGUCUUUUUUCAUUUUUUACGAAGAAUCUUAGUUUAGCGCAGUACAUAUUAACCUUCUUUAAGCUAACGAACGGCACUUAUCCUAGCGGAAUGUUCCAUUCAAAGAUUUGGAAGUCACAUAUUGGACUCUUGGAUGUAAUGUUUGAUACUGACCUCAAGCAGGCUGGUGUGACUGCUGCAGUAUUUGUCAGAUAUAUAACUUUCUAUUAUAGUACAACUGGUUUUCGGUUGUAUAUUGCUCUUUUCAAAGUUCAGUGCUUGAAAGAGUUACCUACAUACCUCAACAUACCAUAGUGUUUGGGCCAGGACUCAUUUCUUAGAGAUGCUCCUCUGGUAGGGGUGGUGACGAAACGUUUCGAGCGAUUUUAAUUGGACAAAUGGAGUAAGCAACAAUCUUCUGAUGUAAAAUUACAGCAGUCCCCAAAUCUCUCUCUCCCUAUCCUGAACAAUUAGUCUGAAUCUCUUUUGAAGGAAAUCAACAGUCCAGAUCAGAAUGGCAGGACCAAUCACCUGUCAGUCAUCACUGAGAGUACUUUGCCAACAAUCUGACAUCAUUGUCCUGUGUCACCUCUAGCAAAAAUGUACAAGGUAUAAUAGCACCUUAUGGAACUUUGAUAUUGAAUGUUAUCUGUGUUCUUUUGGUAGAUAUAAAAAUUUGUACUGUAUAUAUUCUGAUAAAAGUAGUUAUUUAAUCCAGAGGUAAAGUGCACUUUUUCUUGCCUUCUCAGUUUCCUAUAACACAAUCCUCACUCUUCGUUUUUAAGCCAAUGCCCUUUGAACUCAAACUAUGAUAUGCUUUUCUUAAGGAAAUCUUCUUAAAUACAAGGCAAGUGUUGGAAUAUAUGUAUCUAUAAAUGUAUGACAUCAUAAUACUCUUGAGCUGGUAUAUUCCAACGUGUGAGCUGGCUCAUUUUGGUCUGAGACAGCGGUUGAAAUGUAUGCAAGGUAAAACCUUUAAAGAGUGAUUAUAUCAAGUGUUUAGCCUUGUUUAAUGUUGUGGAGCACUGUAAAACAGGACAUGAAUAAACAUGUAAACGGACCUUUUAGAUUGGAUAGAUCUUAACAAUCAGGAGAUCAUGGAAGUUUUCUUGAAUGUGUUUAUUUUUUAGACCUGGGUUUAUGAAUGCAUAGGAACAGUGAUGUACCAGCUACCAUUUAUUUCUGCAUUGUAACACAUUUCAUGGGCCCUAUAGUGUCAUUUGCCUAAAAAGUGGCAUGUGGAUGUAUAUAGUUUGUGAAUAUGCUGUAUGUUUAAUGUUCAUGUUGUAGAAAAAAUCUAUGGAUUUUUUUAAACUAAACUGAGCGACUGCUGCACAUUUCCUUAAUGCUUUACACAUUUGCUGUUUGAAAUUAUGCAGCUCAGUUGUCAAAUAAACAAGCUCAUGUGAACAAAA
This is a messenger RNA of Carassius carassius (crucian carp), 3161 nucleotides long. It is a transcript of the gene bhlhe41, whose product is annotated as basic helix-loop-helix family, member e41. The transcript is spliced from 5 exons. The record is from RefSeq and is a predicted model, not a curated record. Gene Ontology annotation, molecular function: DNA-binding transcription factor activity, RNA polymerase II-specific; protein dimerization activity; RNA polymerase II cis-regulatory region sequence-specific DNA binding. Gene Ontology annotation, cellular component: nucleus. Lineage: Eukaryota; Metazoa; Chordata; Actinopteri; Cypriniformes; Cyprinidae. Gene Ontology annotation, biological process: circadian regulation of gene expression; regulation of transcription by RNA polymerase II; regulation of neurogenesis. Bases 126 to 1400 code for a protein of 424 amino acids.